AUGGCCCCCUUUAGGGAUUCUCUACCAUGUGCAUAUUCCUCAGAGCAGGUGGUCGCAUGGCUCAAGUAUAUAUCUCUUCCAAAAUCAUACCACCAGUACUUGGAUGAUCCGACGUCGGUUCCUAAAACAUUCGAGUCCCUACGCACUCUAUUCAGAUGCCAGAUCACCACAUUUCCAUAUGAGAACCUCUCCGUCCAUUACUCCCCUACGCACCUGGUCAAUAUCCGUCCUGAUGUCCUGUACACCAAGAUGCUGGGGCCACACGAGGGUGGAAGGGAAGGCAGAGGUGGAUAUUGCAUGGAGCUCAGUAUACUCUUCCACCAUAUGCUCCGGGGGGUAGGGUUUAAUGUCUUUAUGACUGGGAUCAGGAACAGAACUAGAACGGAGGGUGUUCCUAGUGGAGAGUACCAGGGAUGGCAAGUCUGCACAUCCCAUUUCUACCCUUUAAUAUUGGGGGUUCGGUUCUUAUACUGUUCCUCCCGGGCUAUAGCUGAAGGACCCCAACCUGAAUUCAUGCUAGAACGAAGAGUAAUGCUAACCUACAAUAGGACACACAUCAACAACAUCGUACAUCUACCAUCUGGCGAGAAGUUCUCCGUCGACGUUGCGUUUGGCGGAGAUGGCCCAACAAGUCCUAUGCGAAUGGUAUCUGGUUAUGCCAUACAAAACCUCGGACCUCAAGAAGUUCGGCUAGUAAACGACCACAUACCUAAACAGCGGCUCACGGAGCCUAAACUCUGGAUAUACCAGUACCGAAACGGGCCCGAUAAAGAGUGGGAUUCGUUCUAUAGCUUUGCUGAGAUCGAGUUCUUCCAGGAGGACUUUGAGGUACAGAAUUGGUGGACAAGUGCGAAGACCCUUCAUCGGUGGACUGUCCUUGUAGUGCGAUUUUUGCGAGACGGCGAACCGGUCAAAUUUGAUGGGAGGAAAGACAUGACGCCGUCAGAGCCAGGCUUCAAAGUGGCUGGAAAGGUCAUGAUGGUCAACGACGUGGUAAAACUCAAUAUGGGCGGGAAGACGAGUGUUAUUCACUCGUUUAAUAGCGAAGAGGGAAGACUGAAGGCCCUCUGGGAUUACUUUGGUAUUAAAUUGACGGAGGGGGAAAUCGGGUGCAUUAAAGGGUGGGAUAUGGCGCUCGAAUAG
Messenger RNA from Arthroderma uncinatum, 1143 nucleotides. RefSeq lists its product as uncharacterized. The record is from RefSeq and is a predicted model, not a curated record. The transcript has a single exon. Gene Ontology annotation, molecular function: acetyltransferase activity. NCBI's taxonomy places the organism in Eukaryota, Fungi, Ascomycota, Eurotiomycetes, Onygenales, Arthrodermataceae. The coding region runs from base 1 to 1143 and encodes 380 amino acids.